Molecule: messenger RNA, 1022 nt
Organism: Hermetia illucens (black soldier fly)
Lineage: Eukaryota; Metazoa; Arthropoda; Insecta; Diptera; Stratiomyidae
Product: protein BCCIP homolog
Exons: 3
Coding region: 121-1008 (295 amino acids)
Cellular component (GO): nucleus
Source: RefSeq, a predicted model, not a curated record
UUCCAGCCUAGCUUGAGUAGUUGUCAUUGUGCAUGCUUUAUUGCUUACAGUCUAGGUUAGAAACAUAGACAGGGUCUCGACCAGUGUGGCUUACGAUCUCUACUUUAGUAGGAAGCAAGGAUGUCAGGACGGAAACCCAGGAAGAAUGCAAGAAUGGAGGAGGAGGACGGGAGUAGCGAGUCAGAAUUUGAUUCGGAUGCAAUGGAAGAGGAGGAAACGAGCAACAAAAAUGAGGAAAUACAAGUGGACUUUGAAGGUCGCAAUCCCGCAGGCAGUGACUUCCAUGGCAUUCGGCAAUUGCUGCAGCAGCUGUUCUUGAAGGCACACAUAAACCUUUCACAACUUACGGACAUGAUUAUCGCCCAAAGUAAUAUCGGCAGCGUUAUUAUACAGAGUGAACCUGACGAUCAAGAUGAGGAUGAUGAUGAUGAUGAAGAUGAAAUGAUGGAAGAUAACACCGUGUUUGGAAUUACGACAGUUAUCAAUAUUUCCCAUAAAAAAGAAGUUGAGUGCAUAAAGCAACUGCGCUCUCACAUAUUAGACAAAGCCACUUCUGGUGGUGACUCCAAAAGUCUACAAAUUUUGAAAGAAGUCCUCGAGAAUACAGAGAAUUGCGUAGGUAUUUUACUCAACGAACGAUUUGUUAACAUACCCGCGCAAAUUUCCGUCCCGCUCUUUGAAACGCUCUACAAGGAAAUCAAAGAAGCGAGUGAAAAGAAGACAAAGUACAAAUUUAGUCACAUUUUGUCCAUUAUAAAAUUUCAUCGACUUGAAGCGGAAGGUAAGAAACCGUCUGAAGAUUUCUAUUCAAAUCAAGAGGAAGAGAUCAUUUGUAAAGACGCUAUUGUAAGUUUCGAGUAUUCAGUUAAGUCGGAGGCAGACACAGGCGUGUCGGGAGAUUGGGUUGAAGAUGAUAGUGGUUUGACCCCGUAUCGUAAAAUUAUAUUGUUGGAUGCGAACAAAUUUGUUAGUUUAUCGGAAACUGUUAAGAAUUUUCUUAGUGAAUAAAAAAUUUUGUAAAG